Messenger RNA from Cucurbitaria berberidis CBS 394.84, 1918 nucleotides. RefSeq lists its product as uncharacterized. Lineage: Eukaryota; Fungi; Ascomycota; Dothideomycetes; Pleosporales; Cucurbitariaceae. Bases 326 to 1816 code for a protein of 496 amino acids. The transcript has 2 exons. The record is from RefSeq and is a predicted model, not a curated record.
CUCGUCGUCGUCGCGGUUCAAUCGAGUCCAAGCCCACCCGUUGCGCCUUCCACCUGUUGCAGCAGACCCAACUUGAUUCAAACACCUGCACUGCCCAUCUCACUUCAUCCACCUUCCUCCUCUUCCUCCUCCUCCUCCCCCAAACUAUCACCUUGUCUGCAUCUCCAUCCUCAGCUAUCCACACUCCGCCUUGCGCGAAAUAUGCUGCAGCCCGCCCACCGCCUGCCAAUCAAAGCGCCAGUCUCCACCAAGUCGCCUGUCCCAGCUAAACCACAACGGUCCAUCCCCCGAGAUAAUUGCCGUUACCUAGGUGUUCUCUCUGGCCAUGGCGUCCAACGCAGACUUGACAGCGCCUUCGCCACCUGCGCGGAUACCAAAGCUGAAGUACAGAAACCCGCUGCCUUCGGAUCCAGACUGUCCAUCACCCCGCACAUCCCAGGACACUGCAAUUCCCUCUUCUCACUCCCAAGAGGGUCCCGCGACCUCGGAUUUCAAGCCUGUAUCGACCAGCUCCCGGCCGUCCUUCGAGACCGCCAGCCUGACGUCACCCAGCCUGGCUUCUACGUCGUCGAGUGCGACAUCCUCAAAUGACUCCAGGUCAUCCAAGAAAAAGAAAAAGACUGGCUCGGUGCUCGGCUUCCUUUCUCUAAAAGAGCCGUCCCAGGUCGCUCUGGAGCAGUUUGCUGAACACCAACGCAAACAGACGGCCACGAAGGGAUCUUCAACACCAACCUCAAAACACAGCAGCAGUACCUUUGUCGGCAAGCAGCUUCCUUCCAACGUGCCCAAGGUGAACUCAAAAUGGGACGGUGUUCCAGCCGCGGCCAAAAACAGGUCUUCCAUGUCAAGCGUAUCAACCAAGGACAACAGGAGUAGCUUAUCCUCCCGAGGCUCACUGAAUGCGCAACUCAAGGCUGGACCCUGGAACGAUUCCAAACUAUCCGUCAUGUCGGAUGGCACUCGCAACCCUCCGAAUUCAAUCGCAUCGGCCGCACCUUCAGUUUCAAAUUUCGUCGUCGCCGACCAUGACUUGGUCUAUGGAUCUUCACCAUCCACCACCACGCUCCCUGAAAUGUCCUACUACUUCCCAGAUGCCCCUACCAUGUCUGGUGCAUUGCCAAAGAACUCGUUGGAAACAGAAGGAAUCCACGAGCCAAUCGCCGGAUCCCCACCUAGGCUGCCAGCCUCCACAUUAGACUCCAGCCCAAUAUCGGAAGACCGCGCAGUCUUCAGAGCAGAUUCUCCAGCUUCGUCAACUGACUCUGUAGACACAGUUGUCAGAGAUACUGCCGACGUCAUUUUCAAGAAGUUGAACGACCAGCCCCACCAAAGCUUCUGGGGAGAGGAGCCCAUUGUACAACAAUCGGAUGAAAGCAAGCCAGGAAAUGUGCCCGAUUCACAUGACUUUCUGUUUGGUCCGCCAUCGGCUGAGGACACUACAAAGAUUGAUUCGCCCAUGGCCUCGCCACCUGUUUCACACUACGUUCCUACACGGCCGGUGCAGAACUACAGUCGACCUAUUGCGUCUAACAGCUUCACACCUCGACCUGCAACUUAUCGGUCAACACCGUCGGCCUCAGCACUACCGACUCUGUAUGAAGCUUCUGUUGCCAGUACAGAAUCUCUCGCUACAGUGCGGGACGACAGUGAUGCACGGUCUCUCGCGCCAUCCUCCAUUGCCCCCUCGGAGCUGUCUGGGCACUGGUACGAAUCUCCUCGCGAACGGCUUGGUCUAGGUGGACGCCUUCGAAAGAAUGACGUUGUACCCUGGGAUGACCAAGGACAGUCGCUAGCAUCUUGUGUUCGUCAGUCCUGAUCCACGAUCCUUGCAUAAAAUUUAGUCUUCAGUGUUGUCCAGCGUUUUUUUUUUUUUGCACUUUCUUCGCUCUUCGGAGUCGUUACCUACGGCCAAACGCCG